This is a messenger RNA of Bombina bombina (fire-bellied toad), 1157 nucleotides long. RefSeq names its product protein FAM228B-like. Bases 43 to 1035 code for a protein of 330 amino acids. The record is from RefSeq and is a predicted model, not a curated record. The transcript has 9 exons. NCBI's taxonomy places the organism in Eukaryota, Metazoa, Chordata, Amphibia, Anura, Bombinatoridae.
AGAGGAUGCAGUAACAAGUAGAAAUUUCUGUUAGAUUGUGAGAUGGCGCCUUCCUUUAGCAGCCACAUGAAGGAAGGAGUAAUUACUUUACAGACUGAGCAGCUGCCCAAGGAUCUGCUGCCUGAUAAAGGACAAUCCCAGGAAGUUAAGAUCUGGAAGCUGCCUAAGAAAUGUGAUUACUUAUUCCUGCCUACACAGACCGUCCAAUCAAGUUUUGUCUCAAGAAAGCUACCUAGCACAUGUCUUAGAAAAGCUGAGGAUUGGUUAGCACAAAAACCUUAUGUCCAGUUAGCUGAUGAAAAUGAUCAAGACAUCAGUGCAAUGGCAAAGCAUGUGUUGGAUACACAAAAUCAUUAUAACCAGAUUAUUGAUAACUAUUUAAAGCAGACAGACAUUCUGGAGUUGCGCAGGAAGGAAGUACAGCACAAGAAAUGGACUGAGCGAGUGUCACUCCCCUUACAGAAAACAUUAGAAAACUACAUUAACAUCCAAUCUAGUGAAGACAUAGAGAGAAGAAGGCGGGUUGUCUUAGCACAAUACUUGAAAUACUGUAAUAGAAAGGGCAGUGCUUUCAUGAAAGAUUUUGAUCCAUCAGAGUACAAUCCUUAUAAGUUACAGCUCGACAAGCACUACCUCCAGGUCUCAACACCACCACUUGUUGACCCUCUUCUACAGCAGGUGCAGAAAAGGUUUGAAGAAGAGUGCGUUGCCUUGCAAUGUGAGACAGGAAGACAAUAUUCAGCCAAAGAAAUCCGUGAGAAGAAACUGCCUCGGUUUCCAUUAGGGCGUCAAUCGAUAGAUGGAGCAAAGUGGGUGAAAUGUCAUUUUGGAUAUAUAGAAAGUGAGGCCCGACAAAAACACAGGCAAAAAAUGAAAGGAAAAUCAAACCAGGAAUCCUUUAACUUCCGUGCUUGGGGAGAGGACACAGAUACAUGGAACCUCAAUAACCUGAAACUUCGAAAGAGAACUCAUUCACCCACUGUAUUUUCAAAGGAACCAGAUAGCAGCCAGACAGUUCAGAUCAUAACAAUAUAGCCUGUAUUACAGUAGCUAUAGCAGCUAAAGAAAAGUUCUUAAAAAAGGAUUUAUUUUCCUUUAGCAGAUACUUCAGUCAUGUGUGAUUGUGAUCUUAAAGUGGAAUAAAUUAUUUUAAGUAA